UUCUUCAGAAAUAACAAUUAUUUAAUAAGGCAAAAACUAAAAGUAAAGUAAUUUUGAAGAUCCCGCUCCCAGAUUUACAUAGACAAAAAGCAAAGAUUUCUUGUAGUUCUAUGCUACAGCCACCUAUUGAUGAACUAAACCUAGUGAGAGAGAGAAACUCACGAGAGAGUGAGAGUGUGAGAGUGUUAAUAAACUGUGAACUCUAUUUUUUUCAUCUUUUUAAUUUAUUUUAUUGUCCUUUUUUUAUAAUAACAAUGUUUUUUAGCAUUUUUUUAAAGCUUGUCAUAUUUUACUGUUUACUAUGGAACAACAACAUUGUUGCAUCAAACAUUAUUUUUGCAAAUACUAAGGAAUUAAGUAUGGUGCAUCUAGAUUCAACAAGAUUGGACACCUCUGUUGUGGUUGACAAUCUCGGUGAUGCCACUGCCCUGGAUUUUUGUUAUAAAGAACAAAUAAUCUUUUGGAGUGAUUUAGCCACUGAAAAGAUUCAAGGUGUUCGUUUAGGAAAUAAAUCUUCAAAACCAUUUGACAUAAUCAACACUGGUGUAUCUUCACCUGAUGGAUUGGCUUGUGAUUGGAUUACCAAAAAAAUAUAUUGGUCAGAUGCCGAUACUAAAAGAAUCGAGGUUGUCCAGUUCGAUGGAAAAAAUAGAAAAGUUUUAUUUUGGAAAGACAUUGAUUCACCGAGAGCUUUAGCAUUGGUACCUCAAGAAGGUUUACUUUUUUGGACUGAUUGGGGAGAUAAAGCCAAAAUCGAAAGAUCCUCUAUGGAUGGUAAACAUAGACGUAUAUUAGUGAAGAAUGAAGAAUUACGUUGGCCUAAUGGUUUAGCAGUUGAUUUUGCUGCAAGACGAGUCUAUUGGACUGAUGGAAAACUUAAAUACAUCUCUAGUGUCGAUUAUAAUGGAGGAAAUAAAAAAAUGUUUCAAACAAAUAUUGCUCAAGCAUUUGGAUUGACACUUGAAAAAGAUUUGCUAUAUUUAACUGAUUGGACAAAUAUGGGAAUAAGUUCAUGUAACAAAGUUAGUGAAAAGUGCAAAAUGCUGAUUCCAAGUAAUAAACAUCAAGCAAACUAUGGAUAUCCUUCGGGUAUCAAAGUCUACUCACCUUUACUGCAACCUGAUUUUAUAUCCAACUGUUCUGUCAAUAAUGGUGGAUGUUCUCACUUGUGCCUUCUUUCUUCUGACCCACCAUAUUAUUCAUGUGCCUGUCCAACUGGUGUUCUUUUAACAUAUGACAAUAAAACCUGUGCCAAAAGGGAAGAAAAGUUUAUUAUUUUGUUAAGGAGAACUGAUAUUAGAAAAAUAUCAUUAGACACUGAAGAUCAUACUGAUGUUGUUUUGCCUUACCCCAAAGAGAUUGCCCGUGCGAUUUCUCUUGAUUAUGAUCCUAUCGACGAUAGAAUUUAUUGGACUGAUGACGAUGCUAAAGCAAUAAGACGAGCUCAUCUCAAUGCCACUCAAUUUGACAAUGUUAUAAAUAGUGAUUUGAAUCAUCCAGAUGGUAUUGCUGUAGAUUGGAUUUCUCGGAAUUUAUACUGGACUGAGGCCGCUGCAAUUCGUGUAUCAAGAAUUGAUGGAUCUUAUCGAAAAACACUAAUAUCAAAAGACUUAGAUAAACCAAGAGCAAUUAUUGUUAACCCAUGGAAAGGUUUAAUGUUUUGGACUGAUUGGGGAUCUGAUCCAAAAAUUGAAAGAGCUUCUUUAGAUGGUAGUAAAAGAGAAAAAAUUAUUUAUUCUGAUAUAAUUUGGCCAAAUGGUCUCGCCAUGGAUUUGGACGAAGAAAAAUUAUUUUGGGCUGAUGCUAAAAUGGAUAGAAUUGAAACGUGUGACUUUAAUGGCGGAUCGCGUAAACUUUUACUCGAUAAAAUUUCUCAUCCUUUUGGACUCACAGUUUUAGAUGAUUACGUCUAUUGGACUGAUUGGCAUGAUCGAGCAAUUCAUCGAACAGAUAAACGUAUUGGGGGCAAAAAAGAAGUUUUUGUCGAAUCGAUUUCAGACAUGAUGGGUCUAAAAGCCAUCUCCCUUAAUCAAGAUUUAGGUUUUGAACUUGAUCUUGGAUGUUACAAAAAUAAUGGUGGCUGCAAGCAUUUAUGUCUUGAUAGGUAUCAGAAACCUUUUACUUGUGCCUGUGCAAACGGUUGGGAACUUGACUUUGAUGAAAAAUCUUGUAAACGGAUGAAAACAACUACACCUCUUCCCUCUUUCUCUACAUCAAGAAAACCACUAUCAAUGUUCACAUUUUCAAGGAAACCAUGUCCUGCUGAUCGAUUUGCAUGCGUAUCUGGUGAAAUUAGUUGUAUUGAUCCAAGUCAUCGGUGUGAUGGCGAUAAGGAUUGUACUGAUGGUUCUGACGAAAUGAACUGUUCUAUUUGUCCUGAAGACAAAAUUUUAUGCCCAUCAAACCCAAGUUUAUGCCUUGAUAUAGACGAAAUCUGUGAUAAACAUUCACUUUGCAGUGAAUUAAACGAAGAAGUUACUAGACGCUGCAUAAAACAUCAUAAAGCUUCAUUCUCCUCAUCAUCAUCAUCAACAUCAUCAUUACCUUCGUCAUCAACCUCUACUGUUAAUAAUAUAUUAAAGUCAACUAGUGGACUCCCAUUGUACGGAGUUGCCCUUGCUGUCUGCAUUGUUAUUGCGAUUUGUGCGCUAGCAUGCAGAAUGACAGUCGUAGUGCCUAACAAAGAGCCUUCUUCUGAUGUUCCUUUGAUGAAUCAAAAUUUACAAAUUAAUGUUGCAAGUGCGGCAAGAAUGUCCUACAGUCCUCCACAGUCCUCGGUCGUGCCUAUAGCUGAACCACCGCCUGAUGUUGUGUCAUCUUAUUAUGGUAGAGAUUCAAGUCGAUAUGAGACAAAUUCUGUUUGCUCCGGCAAUGAAUCCGUGCAAACCUAUCUUUGUGUCCCACCGCCAAGUCCUGUUACAAACGUUUCUGUUUGUAGUUACGCAACCAAAUGUCAAUCAAGUGAUUCAGGUGUUUAAUUCGAGCGCAAAAAUAAAUUCCUUCAGCGCUUCGAAUCUUUACUUAACAACUCUUUUUUUGUUUUGACUUGUAAUUAUUUUUGCAAUGGUGCAAAUUUGUAAAUACUUUUUUAUAUUCAUAUUGUUUAUCAAUCAUUGCAUUUGUAGUUUUCUUAUCAACUUAUGUACAGUCAUCGUCCCUCAUUCCCAUAGUUUUUUGUCAUAAAUGUUCAUUCAUAAUAAACUAAAUUUCGAAAAGAUCAAUAA
Molecule: messenger RNA, 3224 nt
Organism: Tetranychus urticae (two-spotted spider mite)
Lineage: Eukaryota; Metazoa; Arthropoda; Arachnida; Trombidiformes; Tetranychidae
Product: low-density lipoprotein receptor-related protein 6
Molecular function (GO): protein binding
Source: RefSeq, a predicted model, not a curated record